CUAACGUCUGUCUCUUCGCUGGAAUGCUCACGCUAUUGAUCACCAUUGGCUUCCUCAGCACAGCCACUGGCAUCGCCAAAGCUCUCAAAGUGACCCAGCCAGCAGUGGUGUUGGCCAACAGGCAAGGAGUUGCCAAUCUGGUGUGUGAAUAUAAGCACAUUGGGAAUGCAGAGGAAAUCCGAGUGACCCUGCUUAAACAGACGGGCAGGGAGUACACCGAGAUCUGUGCUUCAACCUACACAACUGAGUACCAGAUGUUCAUUGUGGAAAAGAUCAUUGAGUGUCACGUCAGCCCCAGCCAAAACAAUGUGACCCUCACUCUCAUGGGGCUGCAUGCUUCUGAUGCUGGUCUAUAUAUCUGCAAGAUGGAGCGGCUGUACCCACCACCCUAUUAUAUGAACACAGGCAAGGGAACCCAGCUCUUUGUCACUGAUCCCGAGCCCUGCCCAGACACUGACCUGUAUCUCUGGAUAUUAGGAGCAGCUGCUUCAGGAUUGUUUAUUUACAGUAUCCUCAUCACAGCCUGUGUCCUGAGCAAAGUGAUUCGGAAGAGGAAAUAUCUCACUACUGGGCUCUAUGUGAAAAUGACUUCAGAGGAAGAGAAGAAAGUGAAGCCGUAUCACAUCGUCAUUCGCUGAGGCACAAGAAAACAGCACAGGGCAAUUUUCCAGCUGUGAUGGAGAUUUUACUUAUUUGGCUUUCUAAUUUAAACAAAUAAAAUCAAAUUUCCUAAUAUAAAAGGUGGAGGGGGAGAAAAGAACAUACCCUGCGAUUUCUCCAGAAUGUCUACAGUUUGGAAUAGAAUAGAUUAAUGAGAAGGUUAUGCAUUAAUAUUUCGAGGAUACGCCUGUCACACAAAUAUGGCUACCUUUUGGUCAUUGAUUCUGAGAGUUAUAUUGUACCAUCAUGUAGCCUAUAUGUAGCAUUAAGAGCUAUUACUGUUGCAGUCAAAUGUCUUGCUGUCAAACUUCAGCAUAUGUGUUGACCAAUUUAAAUCAAACACUAUUAAGGCAGAGGCUUGUGUGUCAUCGCAAAGUUAAACAUAGGGUGUUUGUGAGACUGAGAUACAUUCAUAUAUAAAGGAGUGUUGACGUGUUUCCAUGUAGCGCUGUGCAUUUGGUGCCAUUUCUUGUGUUAGCGCUUAGCAUUCCUAUGGGCGCACCAGCUGAGGCUGGUGAUGACACUGCUGCUGUGAAGGGCUGAUCUCAGCAACUUUUCUGCCAUGGUCGCAGCAAUGCUGUGCAGGAGUUAACACGGAUGGCAUUUGAGCUAGCAUGGGGUGGCACUGCUAGAGAGAAAAGGUCUCACAGUAGGAGCCUUAUUAGCCUAUUGCUGUGAGAAUGCUCCAGCUCUGUUGGAGUCUUGCUUUUUACGAAAUGCUAAAUUAGCAUCAAUCCAAACGGCAGAAAGUCUGACGCUGCAUUUAAAGAGACUAUUUUCCAUGAAAAUGAAGAAAGUGUAUAAGUUUGUUUAUUAGUUAUGUACAGUUCAAUAAAAACC
Molecule: messenger RNA, 1500 nt
Organism: Malaclemys terrapin pileata
Lineage: Eukaryota; Metazoa; Chordata; Testudines; Emydidae
Gene: CTLA4
Product: cytotoxic T-lymphocyte associated protein 4
Exons: 4
Coding region: 24-638 (204 amino acids)
Biological process (GO): regulation of T cell proliferation; immune response; T cell receptor signaling pathway
Cellular component (GO): external side of plasma membrane; membrane
Source: RefSeq, a predicted model, not a curated record